Molecule: messenger RNA, 2681 nt
Organism: Syngnathus acus (greater pipefish)
Lineage: Eukaryota; Metazoa; Chordata; Actinopteri; Syngnathiformes; Syngnathidae
Gene: hnrpkl
Product: heterogeneous nuclear ribonucleoprotein K, like
Exons: 15
Coding region: 664-2016 (450 amino acids)
Biological process (GO): regulation of mRNA splicing, via spliceosome; regulation of transcription by RNA polymerase II
Cellular component (GO): cytoplasm; nucleus
Molecular function (GO): mRNA binding
Source: RefSeq, a predicted model, not a curated record
UCCUCCAUGCUGUAAAAGCUUUGCGUUCGUUUCAAGGCAACAGAAUAGCGUGGCAGACGACGGUUAGACGCAAACAUUGACGUAUUUUUAUUUGUUUGGGGUGGGUGGAGGUAACAUUGCUUGUAGGCAUUUUCACGCCUAUAGGGAUAACACAAAUGUGCACGUUUAGCUCGCUGCGCUGUCGCAUCCUGCCCGCCGUCUCGUGGAGACGGACACGCCUCGCGAGCGUUUAGCUUAGCGGUUAGCAUCUCAAAUCACGUCAAUUUAGCCUCUACGAAAGAAAAGCUUAAAGCCGCUCGCCCUGACGCCUAUCAACGGGACAUUUGAGCAUCGUUAAUGUCGUAAACCCUUUUACAAACGUCAUUAACUACGUGUCGUGUAUUUUUAACUCGAGUACAUGAUGAGGGUUGCGCUUGUAUUGACUCCACAAGUGAGCGUCAAUUUCGUGAGGGGGCGGGGCAACACGUUAAAAAAUGCGCUAGUUUGCUAAAAGCAUAAAAAGAAAAACAAAUAACUGUCUUUGUGAAUGGUGAUUGCUGAAUGCAUUUUAGUAUGUACGUUUGGAUGUCGGCCUUUUUAAUUAAAUGUCUGACGUCACGAUCUGACCGGUUAAUCUGGACGUGACUUGUUGAUAUUUGGGGAAUUUAUAAAUCAAAUUGUUCGAUGCGGUGGACCCACAUUAAAACAAUUCUUGCACUUAAUAACAUUCACUUUUUGUAUUGCGUUGCAGGUGCAAAUCACACAAUGGAGGUGCAAAUUGAACAGCAGGACGAAGAUCUCACGUUCGGUGCCACGGAUACCAAUGGUAAGCGUCCGGCAGAGGACAUGGACGAGGAGCACGCCUUCAAGCGCUCCCGCAACACCGACGAGAUGUUAGAGCUUCGCGUGCUGCUCCAGAGCAAAAAUGCCGGCGCCGUUAUCGGAAAGGGCGGCAAGAACAUUAAAGCUCUGCGCACCGACUACAAUGCCAGUGUAUCAGUCCCAGACAGCAGUGGUCCAGAGCGGAUCCUCAGCGUAAACGCCAACAUUGACACCAUAGGCGACAUUCUGCUGAAGAUUAUACCCACUUUAGAGGAGUACCAGCACUACAGUGGCAUCGACUUUGACUGCGAGCUCCGCCUGUUGAUCCAUCAGAGCUUGGCGGGCGGAAUCAUCGGCGUGAAAGGCAGCAAGAUCAAGGAACUGCGAGAGAAUACACUCACGACCAUCAAGCUGUUCCAGGACUGUUGCCCCCAUUCUACGGACAGAGUCGUAUCUGUGGGCGGGAAGCCGGAGCGAGUCGUCGAAUGUAUCAAAGUCAUUUUAGAACUGGUGGCUGAGUCGCCAAUCAAAGGGCGCACCCAGCCGUACGAUCCCAACUUCUACGACGAAACGUACGACUACGGCGGCUUCACCGUCAUGUUCGAGGAGCGCGGCAGACGUCCCGGCGGCGGCUUCCCCAUCCGCGUGCGAAGCGGCUUCGAGCGCCUGCCCCCCGCACGCAGCAGCCGCCCGCCGCCCCCCUCCCGCCGGGAUUACGACGACCUGAGCCCCCGCCGGGGUCCGCCGCCGCUGAGUCGUGGACGCGUGGGCAGCCGGGCACGCAACCUGCCACUCCCGCCGCCACCGCCGCGAGGAAGCGAUCGAUUCUCCCACAGCAGUUAUCAUGAUGACAGACCAAGCGACAGAAGAAGCCGCGGAGGAGAGCGCUACGACAGCAUGAGUGGAGGCGGCUAUGACAACAAUUCCUGGGAUCACUUUCAUUCCAGUGGCCGAGGCUCGUACAGCGACAUGGGAGGGCCAGUCAUCACAACACAGGUCACCAUCCCCAAAGACCUCGCCGGCUCCAUCAUUGGCAAGGGCGGCCAGAGGAUCAAGCAGAUCCGCCAUGAGUCCGGAGCGUCCAUCAAAAUCGACGAGCCGCUGGAGGGCUCGGAGGACCGCAUCAUUACCAUCAUCGGAACGCAGGACCAGAUCCAGAACGCACAGUACCUUCUGCAGAACAGCGUGAAGCAAUAUUCCGGUCGAUUCUUCUAGGACGGAAGCAAGAUGAGCGAAGCCAAGCCCUUGGUUGGUUCUACCAAAUCUGUUGAAGCUUCUGGGGAUAUUGUUAAAAAAUAUGUAAGAAGCUGCCCCAAAACAUGUCUGUGCCGGUGUUGAUGACUUUCAAGGACAUGAUGCCAUUACAUUACAUUUUAGCUUAAUGUUGUUUGCAUUACAGUGGAGCAUGCAACUUUUUGAAAUGAAGUUUCACACUCGAUGAGCAGCAAUUAGCUUAGCAUUCUUAGUUGCCAACCUCGUGACAAAACUAAAAUGGUUAACUGUGAAUGUUUUCUUCAGAGGCUUGUGGUUAUCCAUUUCUUUAGCUGACGUUUCAAUGUACAUGUCUUAGUAUAACAAAAAAAAAAGACACGUUUGAUGAAUGUUUGAUACUUUUAAAGAGAUUUUUACAUUUUUCAUAGAGCGGCGAGUCACUGUACAAAUUGUGUAUAUAAUAUUUACAUGCAUUUUUCCCCCUUCUCUCGCCAAAUGAAUGCUUUGAUAUUUCAUGUUUUGUUUAAGUGUUAAAUGUAUUCUUACAUUUGAUCAUUUUAGUGGUUUAUAGCCAUUUGUGAAAUGGCGAAAAAUGACACUCUUUAUAUGUAUCUGUGAUUGCUAUCCCGCAAGCAAUUGGCAAAUAAAGAUUUUUUUUCCAAUCAUCA